UUUCCAGGCGUGGAGGGCCAUACUCCCUAACUCCAGACACUGGCAGUGUGGGAGUUUGGGGAGAGGUGUCCCACACCAGAUGCUGAGCCCUGCAGGUGACUGGCCCAAGAGUAGCAGGGGCCCGUGACGGCCACCCCAACGUCCGAAGCCAUGGCCAGUGGGGAAGACGAGCCGAGGAACUGUGCGGUGUGCGGGGACCGAGCCACAGGUUACCACUUCCGUGCCCUGACUUGUGAGGGCUGCAAGGGUUUCUUCAGACGAACCGUCACCAAAAGCACUGGUCUCACCUGCCCCUUUGCUGGACGCUGUGAGGUCAACAAGAUCCAGAGACGUCACUGCCCAGCCUGCAGGUUGCAGAAGUGCCUGGAUGCUGGCAUGAAGAAGGACAUGAUCCUGUCGGCAGAGGCCUUGGCGCUGCGGCGAGCAAAGCAGGCCCAGCGGCGCGUGCAGCGAGCACCCAGCCAGCUGAGCCACAAGCAGAAAGAGCUGGUCCGGACUCUCCUGGGGGCCCACACCCGCCACGUGGGCACCAUGUUUGACCAGUUUGUGCAGUUCAGGCCUCCCGCUCAUCUGUUCGCCCGCCACCAGCGUUUGCCCGUCUCGGUCCCCGUGCCGCCUCUGCUGACACACUUCGCAGAGAUCAACACCUUCAUGGUGCAGCAAAUCAUCAAGUUCACCAAGGAUCUGCCCCUCUUCCGGUCCCUGCCCAUGGAGGACCAGAUCUCCCUUCUCAAGGGAGCGGCCGUAGAGAUCUGCCAUAUCGCCCUCAACACCACCUUCUGCCUCCAAACACAAAACUUCCUCUGUGGGCCGCUCCACUACGCGAUAGAGGACGGAGCCCACGUGGGCUUCCAGGAACAGUUUUUGGAGCUGCUCUUCCGCUUCCACGGGACCCUGAGACGACUCCAGCUCCAGGAGCCCGAGUAUGUGCUUAUGGCCGCCACGGCCCUCUUCUCUCCCGACAGGCCUGGGGUUACCCGGAGGGAACAGAUUGAUCAUCUGCAAGAGGUGAUGGCCCUGACCCUGCAGAGCUACAUCGAAGGCCAGCAGCCAAGGCCUGGGAGUCGCCCCUCCCCUACCCCCACCUGUUUCCAGGCCACCUUCCCCACUGUCACCACCAUGAAGCUGCUGGCAAUGGCUGUGCUACUCCUCACCAUCUGUAGCCUUGAAGGGGCUUUGGUGAGGAGACAGGCGGAGGAGCGGAGUCUACAGAGACUGGUCUCUCAGUACUUCCAGACGGUGACUGAUUAUGGCAAGGACCUGGUGGAGAAGGCCAAGGGCCCAGAGCUUCAGGCCCAGGCAAAGGCUUACUUCGAGAAGACCCAGGAGCAGUUAACUCCCCUGGUCAAAAAGGCUGGAACUGACCUGAUUAACUUCUUGAACAACUUCAUGGACCUCAAAACACAGCCUACCACCCAGUGAGGUGUCCAGACCACUGUCCUCCACCCCCAGCUGGGCCCUGGAACUCCCACUGGCCGGGCCUAGAGCCCUCUCCCAACCCGCCCCUUAUUUUCUACAAUAAAUAUUGAAGGGGUCA
Messenger RNA from Leopardus geoffroyi (Geoffroy's cat), 1537 nucleotides. RefSeq names its product apolipoprotein A-II. Gene Ontology annotation, molecular function: nuclear receptor activity; phosphatidylcholine binding; RNA polymerase II cis-regulatory region sequence-specific DNA binding. The record is from RefSeq and is a predicted model, not a curated record. Bases 151 to 1422 code for a protein of 423 amino acids. Gene Ontology annotation, biological process: cholesterol metabolic process; positive regulation of transcription by RNA polymerase II; triglyceride-rich lipoprotein particle remodeling. Lineage: Eukaryota; Metazoa; Chordata; Mammalia; Carnivora; Felidae. The transcript has 11 exons. Gene Ontology annotation, cellular component: extracellular region; very-low-density lipoprotein particle; blood microparticle.